GAAUACGUUGUUCGGCUAACGUUAACCCGUAGAAACGCAAGCCCGAAGGGGAGGAAAAGGCUUAUUUUCCCCCCGCUUCAGCGACUGUAACUGACGCGGAAUUUUACACAGAUUUGGAAGGACCUCCGCUAACAAGUAAAAAAAAAAAAAAAAAAGAUUUUUUUUUUCGACGUCACGUCGUUAUUUAGCCGAUUAGCUAGCUUGCGACGUGGGUCAGUUAGAUAAGGAAACGCGACAUUACUAUUAUUAUUUUUAAGGAAACGCAUCGUUAUAUCGACGGAUUAUUGGCUACCUGAGUAUCUUUGAGGAUACUUUACCGUGACCAGUUUUUUUUAAAACCUUAACAGCCGUCUGAGGAAACGAUGGGCUCCUCCAAGAAACACAAGGAUAAGGGCCGCGACAAGGAUACCGAGGAGCGUCGUCGCGAACACAAGAAACACCGCCACAAGGAACGAGACAGAGACGCGGAACGGGACGGAGGUCGCGAAAAGGAGAAAAGGAAACGCUCCCGGUCCAGAGAGAGAAGUGGAAGAGAGGGUCGUGGCAAAGGUGAGAAAGGCAGCGGGGAGCCGCGGCUGAAGAAGGAGAAGGUCGACCCUGCUUAUGAGGAGAGCUCGGUGAUAGAGCCGCAGUCUGCGAGUGGGGAUGCGUCACUCAGCAUUGAGGAGACCAACAAACUCCGAGCUAAGCUGGGUUUGAAGCCUCUGGAAUUGAACGAAAACAAGAAGGAGCUCGGCACAAAGGAGGACCCCCUUGUCGCAGUGACCAUUAACCCUGUCCAAAUCCAGCAGCAGAAAGAGAUGAGAGAGAAGCUCGCAGCAAUGAAAGAAAAACGUAUUCUCAAUCAGAAACUGGGGAAAGUUAAAACCUUAGCUGAUGACGACUGGCUGGAAGACACAGCUGCCUGGGUGGAGAAAAGCCGUAAAUUGUCAAAAGAGAAGGAAAUGGCUGAAAAAAGAGCAAAGCUUCUGGAAGAAAUGGACGAAGAGUUUGGUGUAAGCAGUCUGGUGGAGCAAGAGUUUGCGCAGAGUAAAAAUGAUUCUUACACAUCUCGGGAUCUCAAAGGGCUCACAGUACAGCAUAAGAUGGAGGCUUUCGAAGAGGGUGAGACUGUUAUCCUCACACUGCAAGACAAAGGUGUGCUUGAAGAAAAGGGUGACGUCCUCGUGAAUGUGGGAUUAGUGGAUAGAGAAAAGGCGGAUAAGAAUGUAGAGUUGAAGAAGAAAAAGCCUGAUUACAAGCCCUAUGAAGAAGAAGAGAGUGUGGACGAUAUGGUUAUGUUAAAGCCCCGGUCAGUGCUGUCAAAGUAUGAUGAGGAGAUUGAUGGAGAAAAGAAGAAGAGUUUCCGCCUCGGUACGGGGGGUUUUGCUGAGGGGGAGCGGGAACGGGAGCUUCAGGCCAUUAGGGAGUCUCUUCGUAACCAGGCCCAGUCUUUGGAAAUGCCUGCACUCACUAUUGCCACAGAGUACUUCACACCUGAGGAAAUGGUGGGCUUUAAAAAAACAAAGCGUCGUGUCAAAAAGAUCAGAAAGAAGGAGAAGCAGUCAGUUCCAGAGGAACUCGUCAUGGAUGACACACGCAGCUCUGACUUCGGUUCCAGAUCACGUGGUCGGGGCCGCAGGCAGGGAGGAGAGGAAGGCCAGGAGAUGGUGGCAGAAGAGACAAGUGUGACACAAGAUGUCCCCCAGAUGUCUGAUGACAUCAGGAUGGCAGAAAUGGACAUAAGCGAUGAAGAGGACUUCAUACUUCCUGAGCCAGCUGUACUUGAGGAGGAUGAGGCAGAGCAAGAGUUACAGAAACAACUAGAAAAGCAAAGGAAGCUCAAACAAAAGCAGCUUCUCAAAGACUCGGGGGAGAAGGUGGCAGAGAAGGUAAAAGUGUUGGAAAAAGAUGACAAUGACAACAACCCAGACAAGAGGAACAACAUUGUUUUUAAUGCUACCUCUGAGUUUUGCAGAACUCUUGGUGACAUUCCAACUUACGGGCUUUCAGGCAACAGAGAGGAUCAAGAAGACAUUAUGGAUUUUGAGCAGGAGGCUGAAAAAGAUGACGCUGGGGAUUCAGAUUCUGAGUUGGAUGAGAACAUUGGGUGGAGUACAGUCAACCUGGAUGAAGAGCAAAAACAGCCUGAUUUUUCCACAGCCUCCACUACCAUCUUGGAUGAAGAGCCUAUUGUCAACUCUGGCCUAGCUGCUGCCUUGAUGCUGUGCAAAAAUAAAGGUCUGUUGGACACUCAAAUGCAAAAGGUGGCCCGUGUCAAAGCACCAAAAGGUGCUCUGCCUAAUGAUAACUAUUGCAUAGAAGACAAGAUGACCAUUGAUGAUAAGUACAGUCGAAGAGAAGAGUACAGAGGUUUCACACAGGAUUUCAAGGAGAAAGAGAGCUAUAAACCUGAUGUCAAGAUUGAGUAUGUGGAUGAGUCAGGGCGGAAACUCACUCCAAAAGAGGCGUUUAGGCAGCUCUCGCACCGAUUCCAUGGAAAAGGUUCUGGUAAGAUGAAGACGGAAAGGAGGAUGAAAAAGCUGGAAGAAGAGGCCCUGCUGAAGAAGAUGAGCAGUAGUGAUACCCCGCUGGGAACAGUGGCUUUGCUUCAAGAGAAACAGAAAUCUCAGAAAACACCAUAUAUUGUCCUAAGUGGGAGUGGGAAGAGUAUGAAUGCAAAUACCAUCACCAAAUAAGUUUCCAAGAAAAGGUUAUCUUUAAGACGUAGAUACAGUUAUUUUUACGUAAGAUAGUUGAUACCAUUUUAUCUUGAUGUCCUGUUGUAACAAAAUCAGUCUUGCAAACAUUCAAUAAAAUUAAUAGAAA
Messenger RNA from Lampris incognitus (smalleye Pacific opah), 2808 nucleotides. It is a transcript of the gene sart1, whose product is annotated as spliceosome associated factor 1, recruiter of U4/U6.U5 tri-snRNP. Bases 363 to 2678 code for a protein of 771 amino acids. The record is from RefSeq and is a predicted model, not a curated record. Gene Ontology annotation, biological process: mRNA cis splicing, via spliceosome; maturation of 5S rRNA. NCBI's taxonomy places the organism in Eukaryota, Metazoa, Chordata, Actinopteri, Lampriformes, Lampridae. The transcript has a single exon. Gene Ontology annotation, cellular component: U4/U6 x U5 tri-snRNP complex.